AAUCGAUGUUCCUGUUGAUACCUCCCGUAUGGUCGGGUACAACUGCUCCCUUCCCACUACCGAAAUCGCCGGUCAGGCAUCGCAAUGCAGCGAUUUGAACGUUAACCAGAUGUGCUGCAGCCAUCAGGUAUUUUACACCAGUGAUGGGACAUACACCGCAGUGAACUGCACAAAGGCUGUGUACUAAUGAUACUUGGUGGCUGCACGGCGGUCAUCCUGGUUAUUCUUUUCCGUGCCCCAUGAACCUACCAUCCUCCAAGUCGAUCAGAACACUCUUGGGAUUUCUCGUACUUCGAUUAUAAUGGCAAUCAAUAAUGUUUUCUCAGCGCCGAGCAUUAUGGAUACUUUAAGCCUUGGACAUGCAGAAUGUCAAGAUAAAAAUGCAAUCUCUACGAAUGGCAUGGCCAUCGUUUUUUCGUCGACUGUCGGUACCGAAGUAAUCUUAAUUUGGCUCUUGAUGAUCUCAUCCCUGAACACACGGAAUGCUUCCCUCCAGAGACUCCAUAAAUUAAACGUGCGCAAGGCUAUCGCAAUCCAUCACAGCUCGCUAAUAAUGCACUUCACCUUCGGAACCCUCUUACCUAUUGCUGCUUUGUUCGUCGGCGUAACAGCCCUAAACUCGACAAGCUGCUACGACAGAGGCGACCUCGUCGAAUGCUGCGAAAUUGUCGAACCGGCCGACAGCCCGCUCAUUGCUGAGAAAGAUAUCCAGGCAGGGUAUCUCGCCGAAGACAAAUUAGUUGGAUUUAAUUGCACCGGUCCCGAAGGUGACCUCGAAGCGGGAACGUCGCGGUGUGAGAAUCCUGGCUUGGGCGAGAUGUGUUGCGGUCACGAGCUGUUCAUUGCAAACGAUGGAACUAUCACAGCCGUGAAUUGCACGAGUAUUGACGAGUAACAACUGGACUGGG
Messenger RNA from Desarmillaria tabescens, 908 nucleotides. RefSeq lists its product as uncharacterized. The transcript is spliced from 5 exons. Bases 302 to 895 code for a protein of 197 amino acids. NCBI's taxonomy places the organism in Eukaryota, Fungi, Basidiomycota, Agaricomycetes, Agaricales, Physalacriaceae. The record is from RefSeq and is a predicted model, not a curated record.